CGGGCAUUGAAACAUGGCGACGGUGAAGUCCCUGGGGUUGCACCAGCCCUCAGGGCUUCAACAUGCCAUUAACGAACAAUUGUUACCGCCGAAUCCACCCCCAACGUCCUAUACAUGGGAUAUUUCAACAGAGGAUCGACUCGAUGGAGAUCUCGAAGAUGAAAUCCUUUCGACGGAACAGUGCGUCAUAUGGUGUCGAGGUGGAAUAUUUCGAAAGACCUUCAGAUUCGAACUCGAAAAAGAACCUGUCAUACAGGCUCUCCUAGCAUACUUUCCGGCUUCCAAGGACGACAAAUCUACACAAGAGGAAGAGGCACAAUCGGACCAGCGGCCCGCUUUGUCUAAAGCGUUGGUUGUCUUCCUCAAGACACAGGCGCACAUAUAUUUCCUCUCUGGCACCAGUCAUAUUGUCCAUAUGCCAUUCGAAGUUGAAACAGCAUUCGCAGGCCCAGUUGGAGUUAUCAUUCAACGAAAGCAAAAAGCUGAGAGUGUUGCGCCAAUUUCCUUCAAGUUUCCUCGAGUGCCGCCGAAUUCCUUCGUCUCUUCGCAGUUGACAGCAUUCAAUAGCUCUCAAUUGACCGCGUUUUCUGUGGAAGGCCUUGGGAAACCGAAGGCACUUCCACUUCGUCUGAGCUCGACUUUAGAUAACCUUUGGGAAGCUCCGCUGGAACAACCCGAGUCCCGCUGGCCACGCCUUGUUUCAUUGACUGACCCGCUGUUGGAAUUGGGACUGGUCGUCACAAACCAAGAGCCCCAAAAUGGCAAGAGCUUAAGGCAGACAGCAACUAAGAAGCUGGCAUUCCUCGAUUCAGCUGAAGAAGUUCUCCAUGUGGAAGAGAUCAAAAUUCCUGGCGCCUUGACACAAGAUCUAAGUCAACCUCUGAUCAUUGCGGUGACAAUCAACCGCGAAACUAGUGAAUACACUGUCUGGCGCCUCACGUACCUGCAGCAUGAAGACCGUUUUCUUGCUCGACAGAAAGAUGCUAAAUCAAAGACUGCCCGGCGUCGUAGUUCCAUGCCUCCUGCAUUUGCUAGUACUCCUGGCACACCUGUCCAGCCCAACCUGCGAGAAAGCUUUGGAGCACCUCUUCCAGGAAAGCGGCCGAGAAAGAGUGAGCGCCUUGAAAAGCCCAUGAUUGACCUUGUGUCAUCAUUAGAACAACAAGACAAGGAAGGCAGUGGUGUUGCGCGGAGGAGCUCUCGUAGGGUCAGCUCCAUGUUGGCGAGAGCGGACUUGUCUGCGUCGCAUGAAAGAGCCAUAUUGCCGGAUCAGCCGCUGUUAUCCAGUCAUGUCGGGGCUAGGAGGCAUGAAUCACAAGGAAGCCAUGCACGCCUUAGUGCCAACUACGCCCAUCAGAUUCAUCCUAGUCUGAGCAGUCUGUUAGCGGCACCUUUCUAUGAAGGCCUCGACGAAGGGUUUUACAACAUGGGUCUAGAUGAUCAUGAGUUUGAUGGGCUACAGCAUGAAAUACUGUUUACUAAACUUCACAGCGUACCUAUGAAUAAUUCCAAUGUUCGAUACUCGGAUAAGCCAGCCCGAACCCAAACCAAGGUCUUCAUUUUGGUGGCGCCUCCGUUUGCAAUCGACGGCCAUGACCAAAGCCAACUUCUCAUUGGCAUUCAGGAUGCUACCGAGAGACGUCUUCAACUUCUCACACUGGAGCUGGGUAUUCAGCGUGGGACUAAUAUGGGCACCAAGCAAGGGAAGAAGAACAAACCCGACGGUACAACCGUCGUAGCCACCGUUGUUGACAGACGACAUGCUCAAAAUGUCGUUGACUCUUGCAAACUAAUGGACGGUGACCAUUCUGCGAUCCUAAUCCUGUCGGAAUCGAUGGAUGGCCGGCACGAACUAAGUACCCAGGCACCGUGGAGUGUCCUUACAAAAAUCUCGCUUUCACUUCUUUUCGUCGAUAACACUAGGAGUUUGCAAUAUUGUGGCAGAGUUGUGGACCGUGAUGUUACUCAGAGAAAGUCUGAGGUUAUUGACCUCAGUAAUGGCAGCAUUGUCGGUGUACGGCAUCCGCGACAAGGUGGCAUUGUUGAUGUUGUCGAUGCUGAGGGUCGCCUUCACGAGCUCCGUAUACAGCUCGAACCGCGGUCACCUCACGCUCGGAGAGUCCUGGACGUUUGUCGUAGCAUUCUGCCACAUGCACUUGGUGAACACAUCUUCGCUGGCUGGCUUCACUGUAUGCAAUGGAUGGGAGGCCACGGCGAGACAAAUACCGAUAUCGAAUGGCCUGCGAUGACCGUCCUCCUUUUGUCUUUGUUUCUGAGUCUCGGCUGGACUGGCACAAAGCCUUUACAGAAAACUCGACAACUUCUUCGAAGAAGAAGGCACCCUUCGGGGACUUUUGGCUCGAUCAGAGAAUCGGAGGAUUGGAGAUACUUGGAAAAAGCUGAGACUUCAAAUUCGUUAGGGUGUCCAACUUGGAUGAUGAAUGGAGGUUGGGAGUGGGCGCUGGAUGAAGAUGGGGACGAUCCUGGAGACGAAACACCAUCUACAACUUUCAUUUCGAAACAUAUAUCUAUGGCCAAAGAGUAUAUGGCCUCUAUACUAGGCGAAACGGCAUUCGGAGCCGUUGGUUAUAUGCCAACUUCACUUGGCAAAAGCAUGGAGAGCCGCCGCAAGGUUGCUGUUGAUGUGUUUAUGGGAUUGCACCUACUUCUCGAGGAAGAAAAACUUGAUAUCAUGACACCAGAAUUCAGAUCUCCUGGCCGUGCUGAUCUCCGAGUCAUUAUGUGUCAAAUAGCUCGAUGGCUCAGGUGGCCCAGCUUCAUCGCUAUAUAUGAGGCGGGCAUACAAGAAGACGUUGAUCAACGUCAUGAUUCCGAUCUCAAUCUGAGGCCUGCAAUCCCUCAGCCACCCGUAAGGCCAGAUGUCGUCAACUGGAUUCAAUCACGUCUCACUGGAGAACGGAGGGUUCCUUACAUCACCCCAGCGGAUGUUUAUUACGCUGGCUCCCAAUUGUCCGAAGCGGAAAAGUCACAGGACAGGCGAUGGGAGUCUAUUCUCCCAAGAACACUUAUGUUUAAGCAAUUCUUCAAAUUUAUGAAACCAAGCACGAGUGCAGUACAGAUGGUGGAAGCUAUGAGGGAUGCCGGAAUUACACCAUUAAUUCUUGAUACCCUCCCAGAGGCCAUUCUUACACCUCUACGUGAUGCCAUUUCAUUGUGUCAACCGCACCCACCGACCUCCUGGUCCAAGGACCUCCUCGAAUUGGUUGACCGCCGGGAUAUCAGCCUCAUUCUCGCUCCUGGGAAGCAAGCUAAACCAAGCGCUUCCAAGAUUCUAUUCUCAGAAGAAAAGGUGUGCUGGGGCUUCUUUCACCAAGGCGUCGCAGCUGGGUUAGCUAUUUCUCCCCAGGCCCAAGGUAUCGAUACAUCAUGGAUUCUUUACAACAAACCUGGUCAAGAUCUCAACAAUCGACAUGCUGGUUUCCUCCUUGCUCUUGGCCUGAACGGCCAUUUGAAAGAUGUCGCAAAAUGGGUUGCGUUCAAAUAUUUGACUCCAAAACAUACAAUGACCUCCAUCGGGUUACUUCUGGGUCUGGCAGCAUCUUACAUGGGUACAAUGGAUUCGUUGAUUACUCGCUUACUUUCCGUUCAUGCCACGAGGAUGUUGCCUCGUGGAGCGGCAGAAUUGAAUCUGUCACCCCUAACGCAGACUUCUGGUAUAAUGGGCAUCGGCUUACUAUAUGCCAACAGUCAACACCGGCGAAUGAGUGAGAUUAUGCUCUCUGAAAUUGAGCAUAUUGACGAAGAGGAUGAAGAAGAGCCCCUGAGAAGCGAAUGCUACCGAUUGGCAGCUGGAUUUGCUCUCGGAUUCAUCAACCUAGGCAAAGGCAAUGAUCUCAAGGGAUUGCAUGACAUGAGACUCACAGAAAAACUCAUUUCUCAUGCUACAACAACUAAAAACAUUGAAGUAGUUCAUAUUCUGGACCGAGCAGCUGCUGGCGCUGUCAUGGCCCUGGCUCUCAUCUACAUGAAGUCAGAAGAUCAGAUCGUCGCCCGCAAGAUCGACAUACCCAACUCGGUCUUGCAAUUUGACUACAUUCGUCCUGAUAUUCUUCUCUUGCGGACCUUGACGAAGAAUAUAAUCAUGUGGUCCAAGAUUGAGCCGACAUUUGCUUGGAUUCGCAAGAACCUACCACGUCCUUAUCGUUCCCAGUUCAAGCUACAGUCAACAACAAAACUGCAGUCAACUGAUAUGGCAUUCCACAGCAUAGUGGCUGGCCUCUGCUUCUCUAUUGCACUGCGCUUCUCUGGCAGCGCAUCUCCUAAAGUCCGGGAUCUUCUACUUUAUUAUUUGGAUCAGUUUAUGCGUAUCGCACAGAUACCAUCCACUGCAGGCAUGCAUCCCAAUGGUACUCCGCCGUAUGAUGAAGAACUAACACGAACCAAUGCACGCAUGUGUCAAGACAUCGUUGCCAUAUCUGCGUCCAUUGUCAUGGCCGGAACAGGUGAUGUUCCUGUCCUACGUCGUCUUCGUGCACUUCAUGGUCGUGAUGAUCCUGAGACACCCUACGGUUCUCAUCUUGCGGCUCAUCUCGCGAUCGGCGCUUUGUUCUUGGGAUGCGGAACAGCAACUUUUGGCACCAGCAACCUCGCUAUUGCUUCUCUAUUGGUUGCAUUUUACCCCAUUUUCCCUACGAGUGUUAUGGACAAUCGAUCCCAUCUCCAAGCUCUUCGCCAUUUCUGGGUUCUGGCUACAGAGCAGCGGUGUCUGGUCACAAAAGAUGUUCUCACCGGCCAGCCAAUCACUGUUCCUGUCCAAAUAAGGAUGCACCAGAUUGCUAGUCUGUCAACCACAUGUGGACCCCAGUUCUGGGAUGUGGAGCUUGACUUCUCUAACCCAGAGGUUAGAGCUGCUUUCCAAGACACCCAAAGUCUGUACCUCCGCAGGCGCCCACCGCGCGAAGGAGCCUUUGCUUCAACUCUUCGGGCACUUGGUAGGGAUGAAAAUAGCAAAGACCCUCUGGAAUGGGUCUUUGGACUUGAGGGUCUCCGUGGUAUCAGUUACGCCGAGCGAGCAGUAGUGCUCGAGCGAGGUGACGACACUCAGCACUCGAGCAGUGCUAUUGAUGCAAGACUGGAGAUGGCCAAGGGCAUUGCAGAAGGCACAGAUCGGGAGCGUCUGGAGGGAGCCAGGUUGCUGUUCGAAUGGGCUUCUGUACGUGAUCGACUACGAGACACCAACAUGUUCGACAGUCAGGAGACCAUCACCGAGUCACACGUACGUCGUGAAGUCGUAAGGGAAGACGACCAAGAUGCUACAGUGGAAGAUGGGGGUGUUUGGUGGAUGCGAGACAGUGUCGUCGAGAACCUGAAGGGCAUGGUAUGGCUUGCUAGUCGUGAAGGCGAGCAUUGA
This is a messenger RNA of Fusarium verticillioides 7600, 5371 nucleotides long. RefSeq names its product anaphase-promoting complex subunit 1. The record is from RefSeq and is a predicted model, not a curated record. Gene Ontology annotation, molecular function: molecular adaptor activity. The transcript has 4 exons. The coding region runs from base 14 to 5371 and encodes 1785 amino acids. Gene Ontology annotation, cellular component: anaphase-promoting complex. Gene Ontology annotation, biological process: anaphase-promoting complex-dependent catabolic process; protein K11-linked ubiquitination; metaphase/anaphase transition of mitotic cell cycle. Lineage: Eukaryota; Fungi; Ascomycota; Sordariomycetes; Hypocreales; Nectriaceae.